Guillardia theta CCMP2712 is the source of this 297-nucleotide messenger RNA. RefSeq lists its product as hypothetical. NCBI's taxonomy places the organism in Eukaryota, Cryptophyceae, Pyrenomonadales, Geminigeraceae. Bases 1 to 297 code for a protein of 98 amino acids. The transcript has 4 exons. The record is from RefSeq and is a predicted model, not a curated record.
AUGUUGAUGCCAGUGAGAACGGACACGUUGUACGAAAGGAUCGCUGUUGAGGCAAUUGGUGAGGCCCUGUACGACAGUGUUGAUUAUUGCUUGUUGAAUGGUUUACUCGUUGCGAGGAUGGUCGUUGCCGCUGUCGCUCGAGAUAAGAGCGCUGUGUCGGCGUUGGCGAGUUGUAGCGUCCACUCGCGGCGAUGUUGUAUUGUUGUGGAGGUGCGGGCACGGGGUUUCCGUCGCAGCGUCAUGUCGGCUCCCGUGGGUGGAAGCGUCAUGAUGAACUUCGUGAUCUUCAUCGGCUGA